Molecule: messenger RNA, 1181 nt
Organism: Cavia porcellus (domestic guinea pig)
Lineage: Eukaryota; Metazoa; Chordata; Mammalia; Rodentia; Caviidae
Product: IQ domain-containing protein M-like
Exons: 10
Coding region: 1-1077 (358 amino acids)
Molecular function (GO): protein binding
Source: RefSeq, a predicted model, not a curated record
AUGUUGGAAUCCUUCUGUGCCCUUCCCAGACAUUUUGAUGUGCCCUUACCACCCAUCACCACCUCCGCGAAACCGCAGAGAGAACCUGGCAAACCAUUUGAUGACUGGAGAAGCUUUAUGCCAAGAAAGUCUUUCCAUUUAUCUCGUGUCUCCAGUUGGAGUUUUGCUGGACUAUCAGGAAUGUUUCAAGAAAGUUUUCCUAAACCCUUAAUGAAAAAAGAGCAACAAAAAACUCAACCAGAAUCAGAGCCAGGAAAGAGAUUCUGCUUUAGAGAUCUGUACACCCAGCCAGGAGCAGGGCGAGCAGUGACCCCACCUGUAGCCUGGAUCUCUGAAUGUGGCUGGUGUCCAACACUGAAUAAAACUGACAAAUUGGAGAGUAAAGUUAAAAGAAUUGGACCACACAUAGAAAUCUUCCAAGUGUUCAAAGGAAGAAAAAAAAUCAAAAUUACCAAAAAUGUAGUUCAAAUGAUUACUAAUCUACAAGCACAUAUCAGGGGGUGGCUUGAACGCAAAAGACUUCAAAGACUAAUGACCAAGGCUUUGUAUCAUGGACCAAAUUUGAAAGCAGUUAUAGCCAUGUAUCUGGGACUAAUCUAUCGUGUUAAAUAUCGACUCGGGCUUUGGAAAACAAGACAAAUUAUAAACCUUGCAGAACUAGAGGAGUGGAUGGACAGAAAAAAGUUCUAUGAAACAAUGUUUGCCAAGAGAGAAGAUUGGCAAGGAUUAGACAGAAGCGAGCUCCUUAAGUACUGCAAUGACUGCGGUCACUUUCCAACCCAGAAGCAGAUUGACCGCUACUGGGACAUGACCAGUGGAGACGGACAGCAGCAGUAUUCUGAGGUGAUCAAAAAGUUUCAGGCAAUUGAAAUGAUAUUUACAUUGUAUCCUCCUCGUGGUGCUCAUAUAGUCAAUAACAUUCUUAUCAAGUCAACCUGGCUGAGACCCAUAAUCAAUGGAGAAGAAGGAUAUAAAUAUAUUGUGAGUGGACAUCCAUUACUCAAAAGAGCUAAGAUCCGGAUUGUUGGGGACUUGGUGGCCAGAUCCAUAAGAGAGAGGAAAAUGAGGAAAAUAUAAAGCAUGAGGAGUUGAAUAAGGUUUUCAAUGCAAUAUUUUACUUUUAAUAGUUGAAUCUGUCUAUCCCAGAAGACUGAAUACUAGUGACCAUAGAUUAAUUUAGU